UCCAAACAUUGUUGGAAAGGAUCUUGGGGACAUGCUGUAGGCUCGCCCCUCUGUUUAUCUCAGAGGGCGGAAGUCCUCCCCCUCCCCCGAACGAAGAGACUUGUUGAAGGCUACAGGUUGAGAGUACUGAUCCGGGGGAGCCGCACAUUUCUUGAGUCUGUCCGGGUUCAUUUCUUCACAGCAGUCCUGGGGAGGCUGGGAGGAGCAGAGCACGCUUUGCGCUGAGGCUGGGGGCUCAGUCUUUCCGGGGCGGUCCCUAGCGGCUGUGCAUUCCAGAUUCAUCCGUGUGCGGCGCGCGGGGCUCUCAGAGCUCAGCACGCAUCCCUGCCGCUCCUGCGCGCUCCCGGACUCGGAGCCGGAGCCCGUUCCCAACGCUAGCAGGGCUGAGGUUCCAGAGCUGGGGUAGCUUGAAGCUGCUCGGGACCCGGAAAAGCACCGGUUGCUGCUAUAAAGUCUAAACGCGGAUCGGGAUCGGAUCGAGGCACGGCAUGAAUUGAGCAUCGUGCACACCUGUGAGCCCAGCACUUGGGAGGUGGAGGCAAGAGGAUCAGAAGUUCAUGGUCAUCUUUGGCUACAUAGGCCAACAUGGAUGCGAUCAGUCAGUCACCUGUGGAUGUCCUGCUUCCCAAGCACAUCCUGGAUAUCUGGGCCAUUGUCCUCAUCAUCCUGGCUACCGUUGUCAUCAUGACCUCCUUGUUUCUGUGCCCCGCCACUGCAGUCAUCAUCUAUCGAAUGCGGACUCAUCCCGUUCUCAAUGGGGCUGUCUGAGACCCUUGAGAGUGGAUGGCACCUGAUAAGGACACAAGUCUCCCCCAGAUUGUUCUCAGAAAGACUCAGGAGUUGGACUUGCAUUUUAGUUUUGAUUCUGCAGCUGGCCAACAGUGUGGAUUUGAUCAAGAGACCUAACCCUGUGGGUACUAGGCUCCUUAGCUUUCAACUAGUGGUCAUGAUCCCUCCAUCCUACUUCACAGGGUUAAGAACUGUGUGACUUAGUGGAGGUGACAGGUGUUUGUGAGCAGUGAAGCCACGCAGAUGUUGUGCCGUGCAAUAAGAAGCUUUGAAGAACCAAAGACCCUUGGAGCUGCUGACGGUGAAGGAGGUGAGGGAGACUGGGAAAGAGCAGCUUUGGCCAGUCCGUGCCUCUCACGCCGAACGAUGCAAAGUGUAUCCCAUCCUCAGCAAACCAAACUUUUUUCGUUUUGUGACACUUCUUCCGUUUUUCUCAGUUGGGGAGAGGGAGCUAGUAUGGCAGGGGAAAGAGAUGAGCACAAGUUUCAAAAACCUCUCUGCCAAUUUCUGCCCUGUGUAACCCGAAGGAGAGCUUUGCCAUAAUUUAACAAUGCCAAAAGAGGUGAGUGAUGACCUGCUUUCUGCAUGGAGCCUCACGUCUGUUAGCUUUGACACUCAAGCAGUGUUGGAAGUGCAGGGUGGCUGAGUUUUCUGCCCAGCAUUCCAGCCCCUUUAUGUAUCACACAGUAGAGAAUUUUCCCCUCUCUGAACUUUGUUAUCAUUAGCUUCAUAUUUUUGUUAAUUUCUUGUGUCAAUGAAGAACAUAGGGCCAUGCCCUGCCACUGAGCUAUGUCCCCAACCCUUGUAGUUCCAGCAGCCAUCUAAAGUACUUAUUAUUUGACGAGAUUUCCCAGGACUCUUGAACCCGACUCAAAACAGCGAUGAUUAUUUUAGAUGCUAUGGUUUAUAUUUAUAUGGAGAUAUUUCUAGACCAUUAAAGCUUGCCCUUUGAUACCCAAGUCAGGGGCAUCUUGGGAUUUGUUAUGUAAGAAGAUAGCAUAGAUAUUAGGAUGUUAUUGUGUCAAAUGAUGCUUACUUUGAUUUUACUUCAUUGAUGUAUGCAUCCAAUUUCCAAUAAAGUGCCUCACUGAGCA
This is a messenger RNA of Arvicola amphibius (Eurasian water vole), 1883 nucleotides long. RefSeq names its product small integral membrane protein 3 (gene Smim3). The transcript is spliced from 3 exons. Bases 586 to 768 code for a protein of 60 amino acids. The record is from RefSeq and is a predicted model, not a curated record. Lineage: Eukaryota; Metazoa; Chordata; Mammalia; Rodentia; Cricetidae.